Odocoileus virginianus texanus is the source of this 4903-nucleotide messenger RNA. NCBI's taxonomy places the organism in Eukaryota, Metazoa, Chordata, Mammalia, Artiodactyla, Cervidae. The record is from RefSeq and is a predicted model, not a curated record.
ACUAAGAUCCCACCUGCCUCGGGGCAACUAAACCUGCAUGCUGCAACUAGAGAGUCUGUGCGUGACAAUGAAAGAUCAUGCAUGCCGCAGACCUGACACAGCUAAAUAUAUAAGUAAAAAGAACUGAAGGGGAAAACUUUGUUGAGUUUUACCAGAUAUUUACCACAUGUGUUGCCUUCCUCCAUUCCUGAAGCUUCAGGCUUCUCUCUGCUAUGUUAAAUUGCUUUUAGAGCAGGUCUGCUUGUGGCCAGUUGUCUUAAGUUUCUUUUAUCUGAAAAUGUCUCUAUUGUGCCUCCCUUUCUGAAGAGUCUUCUCCCUGUUGCAGAAUGCGGGCCUGAGGCUCUUUCCUUUCAGUAUGUUAAGGAAGUCCCUGCCUCUGGUUCCGUGGUUCUGGGGAGAGUCCCGAAGGCCUUCAGGUUGCUGUUCUCUUGUGGGAAAUGCGUACCUUUUUAUCUGCUGUUUUUGUAACAUUCUUCCUUUGUCAUCCGUUUUCAGCAAUUUGAUUAUGCUCUCGGCAUAGAUUUCUUUUGAGUUUAUUCUGCUUGAAGUUUGUUGGACUUCUUGAGUGUGUAAGUUUAUAUUUUCCACUACCCUUGGGAAGUGUUCAGCUGUUAUUUCUUCUGAGUUGUUUUUCAGCACCACACGGUCUUCUUUCCUCUGGGACUCCGGUGAUACAGAUGGCCAACUUCUUUUGUUCUGCAUUCCCAGAAGCUCUGUUCAUUCUUUUUUCCAUCUUCUUUCUGUUGUUCACAUUAGAUCUUUUGUACUGCUGUAUAUUUUCACUGUUGUGUCUCUUUCCUCUCUCAUCUCCAUUCUGAUACUGAGCCCAUAAGGUGGGUUUCUAUUUGUUAUUAUAUUUUUUUAUUUUCUAAUUUCCACUUGGCUGUGACUUUGUUUCCUAUGCCAACCCGGUUAGGACAGCAGGCUCCACUCAUGUAGUAGGAGCACCCGCAGCUCAGGCCACUGGGGGUUCCAGUGGUCACCUCAGACUGGGCUUCUUUGGAUUAUUUUUGCCCUAAUUUUGGUCAGAUUUUCCUGCUUCUUUGUGUGGUAGAUAAUUCCGGAUUGUCAUCUGAAUCCUUUGAAUAUUAUGAGACCCUGUGGAGGAUGGAGCAUUUUGUUAUAGCAAGAAGUGGACCUGGGCUAUGGGUCUGAGCCCCUCCUGUGGGCGGAUGUGGUAUUGAGUCCUCUCAGCCUUCAGACUGUGCCGGGGUCUCUGUCCCUCAGGUGCCAUCCGAGGCUGGUCUGAGACCUGGGCAGUGGUCGACCCUGGAGGUUAGUCCUCGAAAGCUUUGGCUGACCAUUUCGGGCCAGGUCUGCACACAGACAGGCCCGGGGCCCUGGCGUCUCUUAUCCGCUGAGCCAUGGCCACCCCCGAUGUGAGUGUCCACAUGGAGGAGGUGGUGGUGGUGACGACGCCUGACACAGCGGCGGAUGGCAGUGGUGUGGAGGAGGUGAAGACUGUGCUGGUCACCACCAACCUUGCCCCGCACGGUGACCUGACAGAGGACAACAUGGAGACGGAAAAUGCCGCGGCGGCUGCUGCAGCGGCGUUCACAGCAUCCUCGCAGCUCAAGGAGGCCGUGUUAGUGAAGAUGGCUGAAGAAGAGGAGAGCCUGGAGGCAGAGAUCGUGUACCCCAUCACCUGCGGGGACAGCAGGGCCAACCUGAUCUGGAGGAAGUUUGUAUGCCCCGGUAUCAAUGUGAAGUGUGUGCAGUACGAUGAGCACGUCAUCAGCCCAAAGGAGUUUGUGCACCUGGCCGGCAAGUCCACCCUGAAGGACUGGAAGCGAGCCAUCCGGAUGAACGGCAUCAUGCUUAGGAAGAUCAUGGACUCUGGGGAGCUGGACUUCUACCAGCAUGACAGGGUCUGCUCCAACACCUGCCGCAGCACCAAGAUCGACCUCUCUGGGGCGCGCGCGUCCCUGGGCAGUCCCACGCCCACCGAGUACAUCCCGCUCACGCCGGCCACCGCUGAUGUGAAUGGGGCUCCUGCAACCAUCACCAUCGAGACCUGCGAGGACCCAGGGGACUGGACCACAGCCGUUGGAGAUGAUACAUUCGCCUUCUGGCGGGGGCUGAAGGACGCAGGCCUGCUGGAUGAGGUCAUACAAGAGUUCCACCAGGAGCUGGUGGAAACCAUGAAGGGCCUGCAGCAGCGGGUGCAGGACCCGCCCCUGCAGCUCCGAGACGCCGUCCUCCUCAACAACAUUGUACAAAACUUCGGCAUGCUGGACCUGGUGAAGAAGGUGCUGGCCAGCCACAAGUGUCAGAUGGACCGUUCUCGGGAGCAGUAUGCCCGUGACCUGGCAGCCCUGGAGCAGCAGUGUGACGAGCACCGCCGGCGGGCCAAAGAGCUCAAGCACAAGUCACAACACCUCAGCAAUGUGCUUAUGACGCUCACGCCGGUCUCCCUGCCGCCCCCUGUCAAGCGGCCGCGGCUCGCGAGGGCCACGUCCGGGCCGGCCGCCAUUGCCUCGCAGGUGCUCGCCCAGUCUGCCCAGAUCGCCCUGACCCCCGGCGUGCCCGUCUCCCAGCUCACCAGUGUGCCGCUGGGCAAAGUGGUGUCCACCCUGCCCUCCCCCGUGCUGGGCAAGGCUGCGCCCCAGGCCGCUCCAGCCAGCUCCCCCGCCUCGCCGCUGCUUGGCGGCUACACGGUGCUGGCCUCCUCCGGCACCACCUUCCCCAACACGGUGGAGAUCCACCCGGACGCGUCCAGCCUCACGGUCCUGAGCACGGCCGCCAUGCAGGACGGCAGCACUGUGGUCAAGGUGGUGAGCCCAUUGCAGCUGCUCACCCUGCCCGGCCUGGGCCCCACCCUACAGAACGUGGCCCAGGUGUCGCCCGGGGGCAGCACCAUCGUGACGGUGCCCACGGGGACUGUCGAGAGUGCCGUGGCUGCCCCGGGACCUGAGGAGCACACAGCCACCAUUGAGGUGGCCACCAUGGCGGAGGGCCAUGAGCACAAGUAGCAGCCAGUGGAAGGCGAGGCCCCAUGUGGGCACUGGGCUGGCCGCCUCUCCUCAGGCUGCAGGGGCACAGCGCCGGUGCCCACGGGCCACGCGGGGCUGCUGAACCAAAGAGAGGAAACGCCAAAACAGACGGAGAAGAGAGGAGAGGCAAGGGACGUGGAAGCAGCCUGGGAUGUGGGGCUCUGAGCUCUGAACCUCCUCCCCUGUUUUCCUGGGAAAUAUAUUUUUCCAUCUGUUGCUUAUUAAUACUGUUUACACGUGGGGCCUUGGUGAGGAGCCAGGUGGGGGGCCAGGGGUCCAAUGCAGCUGGCGGCAGGGGCAGGGCAGGGGCAGGGCCUCGGCCCAUAGCUGGGGAGCCCGUUACUAACACGUGUCUUGGGAACUGUCCCCAAGUGUGGAAACCCAUGGAUCCUAUGGAUUUGGUUUCUUCCCACAGUUUUCUGUAGGUUUAGUGUGGCCAGCACUCUGCUCUCCUGUCUCUGGCAUAAGCAUCAGUGGUGCUGCAGGUCUGCACGUGGCUCAGGGGCCUCCAGGGCCCCCGGGGGUUGGGGUGCAGGCCCUGGGACACCCGCCUGGCCACAGGGACCCAGGGGUCCAAGCAGCACAGGCCAGAACACCCCCCCCAAUCCCUGCCCACAGAUGCUCAGGGGCCAUUGCACAUGCUCUGUGGGUGUUUCUAAGUGAACCCCUUAGUAGGCUCCAACAAAAAGUCACGUUUAUCGUGUUUUCAACCUAAAUGAGGCAGAGUGCCUGGGCUCCCUGAUCUGCUCUGGUUUCAGGAGUGUCUUCUACACAGGGAUGGUUGGGAUGGCCCUGGGGGCAAGAGGCAGGUGUGCCCUGUGACUUUUCCUGGGGAGGACACAUGGAGAGAACGACCAGGGUCACUCCACGUCCAGUGGGGACAUGCCUCGGGUUGGGGCUCAUGGUCUGAUGUUCAACUCCGGGCUCAGCUCCAUGCUGGUGGGCCCCCCCAGAGGUGGGCUGCACCCCACUGGCUGACACUGGUGCCCCAAGGCAUCUGGGACCAGCAUGGAUGAGGUGGCACCCAGGUGCUUGUGGGGAGGGUGUCCGUGGGCUGGCCGGCCCUCUGCUUUUCUGGUCUUGGACUUGGAAAGACCAGGGAGGGGCUGCUCUGCAGGCCUUGAGCCACUGCAGGUGGGGAUACCCACGGCCACCCUGGGCCUCCUGUCCAUCUGACACCUGUGGAGACCCAGAGAGAAGCCCCUGCCCGCCUUGCACUUUGAAGGGAACUGGGCUCCGUCCAUUCGUCCUUCCGUCCGUCAGGUCCCCUGGACCCACCUCAGCGUCCUCACUGAGGCUGUUUUGUUUCUGUCAUGUCUGGUCGUCUGCCGUUUCGGGCGUGCUGGUUUCAGCACAGUGUCACUUCCUUGUUUGUUAGACGCUCCUCUUCCAGGCGCGUCUCUGAUACACCCAGUUGAGCCUAUGGACGGGGCACCUCAGCCAGUCCCGCGUCCGGCUCAGAUCAUAUCAGAACGUGUUGCUAGUGAAACUGGCAUCUUGUGCUUGGAACCUUGACCAUUCAGACCUGCUACGCCCUGAAAAGCUGCCUCUGCCCGCCGGCCAUGGGGCACUGGGUGGAAAGUUUGUUUCAGAGCCAUAUAGACAGAACCGUGAUGGCUGCUCCCAGACACGGUGCCUGGGGGCGGAGCUCCAGGUGUGGGAAGGGGCCCACUGUCCUCCAGGAACCUUCAGCCCAGUGUGGGGAUCGGGCCAUCUCGCUGUCAGCGCCCCACCCUUCCCCCCAUCAGGCAUGCGGGGGGCUGUUCCGGGCUCGGGCUCCGGGAGGCAGGAUUGGAUCUGGGGGACUCGGAGGCAGCCUGGUCAAGGGACACCUCUGAGUUCUACUUUGUACGUUGUUUUGCAAGUAUCUGCUUGGUACUUUGAUUUCAAAUAAAAACAUUUUUCAUAAA